ACAUCGUAAACUGACCAAUAUACUGUUUAGAUUUUAGUAUUUUAGAAUAUUUUUUUCUGCUUUUGCAGGAUGAAUUCUUUUCAAUGGCAAGAUUUGAUGGUCAUUUUGUUCUUCUUAUCAAGUCUCAAAAGACUACAAAGUUUGAGGUCUGGACCAAUAGUUCGGUUUGCAUUGUUUAAAAAAUGUAUGAAUUAUCCUACGCUGAAUAAAUUUGAUUUGAAAAUUUAAAAUCCUAAAUUUGACACACUCUUUUUGAGUGGGCAUAUGUUUUAAUUCUUGACGAAUAAUGUUUUUUACUUUAUCCCAUAUCUUUAGAAUGUCUUCCCACUAACGUACGGACAAACUAAAUCUCAUUAGGUAAUUUUUGUUGUUGACAUGUCUGCAAAAUCCAGUGAUGACACACAAGAGCAAAUUGAUCGUUCCUUUCUUCGUGAAAGAUAUCUUAAAUCACUUCUAUUCAUGACAGAUAAAAAAGUAACGUUCCAGCUUUCCCAGAGUACGAACGUGGAAGGAGUUUUCAAAGCGUGUGACUACAGUUUGCUGCAAUUUCACAUUGAACAGUUGAGAACUCCAAGUGGAGUCCAUCCCAAUGCUCUUUUGAGAACAUCUGAUGUUUUAUCUUGUUCUGUUGUAUUGCAAUAGGCGGUUGCAAAUUAUUAAAAGUAUUUUUUGGGAAUUUUAAACUGGCUAUAUGGAGUGCUAUUUUUGAACCUGUAUGAGCAUUGACAGUUUGACAA
Messenger RNA from Styela clava, 737 nucleotides. RefSeq names its product gem-associated protein 7-like. The record is from RefSeq and is a predicted model, not a curated record. Gene Ontology annotation, cellular component: SMN-Sm protein complex. Lineage: Eukaryota; Metazoa; Chordata; Ascidiacea; Stolidobranchia; Styelidae. Gene Ontology annotation, biological process: spliceosomal snRNP assembly.